Tremella mesenterica DSM 1558 is the source of this 801-nucleotide messenger RNA. RefSeq lists its product as uncharacterized. The transcript has 5 exons. Gene Ontology annotation, molecular function: oxidoreductase activity, acting on single donors with incorporation of molecular oxygen; zinc ion binding; ferrous iron binding. The record is from RefSeq and is a predicted model, not a curated record. Bases 1 to 801 code for a protein of 266 amino acids. NCBI's taxonomy places the organism in Eukaryota, Fungi, Basidiomycota, Tremellomycetes, Tremellales, Tremellaceae.
AUGACACUACCUACCAGUAUCCCAAGGGGGAAUGUCUACUUCAUCUCGCACGGAGCCCCCUCGUCUAUGUUCGAGAAAGACAGCAAGCCAUAUGAAGCCUGGCAGAAGGUUGGGAAAGAGAUCCAAGCAUCUAACCCCCGUGGUCUGGUGGUGGUAUCUGCGCACUGGGAGAACGAAGCUGGAUCAGAGGGAGUAAGAGUGAAUACCGAUACGACGAACCCACUUAUCUAUGACUUUUACAACUUUCCUCCUCAUUUUUACGAACAGAAGUUCACUUCUCACGGAGACGCCAAGUUGGUGGAAGUCAUAAAACAAGCUCUCAAAUCGGCGGCUCUUCCCUAUGACUUGAUCAACAGGGGGAUAGAUCAUGGAGUAUGGGUUCCUUUCAAAGUCGCUUUUGCGGGUGAGACACAGAUACCUUUAGUACAGGUAUCAUUACCCGGCGAUGGACAAGCGAUCUCCGCUGCUAAGCUCGGGAAGGCUCUUGCGCCGUUGAGGGAACAGGGCUAUGCUAUCAUUGCUUCAGGCCAAGCGGUUCAUAAUCUCCGUGACUUCUUCUCGGGUCGAGGGACAGCGUACACUCGCCCAUUCUUAGACGCUAUCACUCACGCUCUCACCUCCCCCAAACCCCUCGAGACCACAUUGACCCUCUUCCGUCACCCGCUCUAUAAAUCGGCUCAUCCUACUCCGGAACAUCUCCUCCCUCUAGCCGUAGCCGUAGCUGCGGCGGGGCAUGAUCAAGUCGAGGAGAUGUUUGUGAGUGACGAUGGACUUGGGUGGGGGAUGUGGAGAUGGCAUUAG